CUUGGCAGUAGUAUAUCAGUGCAUCCUCCAUGUCAGAGCAGAGCGUGUUGCUUGCUAUUGCAGCAGGGUUGCUAUCAUUGGAUGUUCAGCCGAGAAAGGAAAGCCACACGCCCACCUGGCUGUGUUCGGUUACAGCUCCCCUCCUGGCCAGCAUCCUUCCUAUAACACUCCUUCCUAUAAAAACACACACACACACACCUCCACCACCUUCACCUUCACCUUACCUCACGGCCUCAGGGACAUUCAUCGAACACGCUCUCACAAAUUUACCACUCCACCCAAACGCGAACAAUUUUACUCUCCACAAAGGCACACUCUUUCACCUCACUGAUAGCACCAUGCUGAGCCAGGAGUUGUUGCAGAAGCUGGGGUUGCCAGAUCUGAAUGAUGUCAGCCAGUACAUCAGGAGCGUCUCCACCCCCAUGUUAGUCAGCAUGGGGGCAGUGGCUGCUGCGACAACCUACUACCUGGCAACACGACCCAAGGCUCUCCCAUCCGUCUGCGACCUCCACAUGCAGUCAGUUGAGGUUCCGGGCGGAGAGUUUGCGCGCCGCUCAGUACUGCUGGACGGAGACAGUCACUUGACAUAUUUCUACAAUGAUGCCAAAACAAUGUACGAGUUUUUCCUCCGAGGGGCCCGAGUCUCCAAUAAUGGUGCCUGUCUGGGCUCCAGGAAACCAAAACAGCCCUAUGAAUGGAUGUCCUACAGAGAGGUGAUGGAGCGAUCAGAGAAUCUGGGUUCAGCAUUUCUUCACAAAGGACACUCCAAGACAGCCGACAGCCACAUUGGCAUCUUCUCUCAGAACAGACCUGAGUGGACCAUCAGUGAGCUGGCAUGUUACACCUAUUCUCUGGUGUCAGUCCCUCUGUACGACACCCUGGGCACAGAAGCCAUCAGCUACAUCAUAGACAAAGGUAAAUCGCGGCAGCAACCUUCCGUCUCGACAAUAGUGUGUGACGUGGCAGAUAAAGUUGACCUGAUACUCAGCUGUGUUAAUGGCAAGGGGCACUCUGUCAAAACCAUCGUUCUAAUGGAGACCCCCAGUGCUGAGCUGGUCAGCAGGGGCCAACAGGCUGGAAUCCACAUCCUCAGCCUGCAGGAGAUGGAGGCUAUCGGGAAGGCCCAUCAUCACCAACCAGUGCCUCCACGACCUGAGGACAUGGCUGUUGUCUGCUUCACCAGCGGAACAACUGGAAACCCAAAGGGAGCUAUGUUGACCCAUAAGAAUAUUGUGUCCAAUUGCUCAGCCUUCAUCAAAAUGACAGAGGUUUGCUGUCCACUAUAUACCAGCGAUGUCCAUAUUUCCUUCCUGCCCUUGGCUCAUAUGUUUGAGAGAGUAGUACAGGGAGUGAUGUUAGUGCACGGAGCCAGGAUUGGAUAUUUCCAGGGAGAUAUUCGUUUGCUGUCUGAUGACCUGACCACGCUGAAACCGACUGUGUUCCCUGUGGUCCCCCGACUCCUGAACAGAAUGUAUGACAAGAUCUUUGGGCAGGCCAACAGCUCUGUGAAGCGCUGGCUGCUGGGGUUUGCCUACAGGAGGAAAGAGGCUGAGAUGAAGAAAGGCAUCGUGAGGAGAGACAGUAUCUGGGAUCGACUCAUCUUCCGGAAGGUCCAGACCAGCCUAGGAGGUCGUGUGCGUAUUAUGAUAACAGGAGCUGCUCCCAUCUCUCCUCCUGUCCUAACAUUCCUCAGAGCUGCAGUCGGUUGUCAGUUCUACGAAGGCUAUGGACAAACAGAGUGUACUGCUGGAUGUACCUUGACCAUGCCUGGGGACUGGAGUGCAGGUCACGUUGGGGCUCCUCUUCCCUGUAACUCAGUUAAACUGGUGGACGUUCCUGAGAUGAACUACCUGGCUGUAAACGGGGAGGGAGAGGUGUGUGUGAAGGGUCCUAAUGUGUUCAAGGGCUAUCUGAAAGACCCAGAGAAGACUUUGGAGGCUAUAGAUGCAGAUGGAUGGCUUCACACUGGAGAUAUUGGGAAGUGGCUUCCGAAUGGCACGCUGAAGAUCGUGGACAGGAAGAAGCACAUCUUUAAACUUGCUCAAGGGGAGUACAUAGCUCCUGAAAAGAUAGAGAAUAUCUACACGAGGAGCGAUGCAGUGGCACAGGUGUUUGUGCACGGAGACAGUCUGCAGGCAUGUCUGGUAGCAGUGGUGGUUCCUGACCCUGACUUCCUGUCUGGCUGGGCUAAAAGAACCCUGGGACUGGAGGGCAGCUACCAGGAACUAUGUGGCAAAUCGGAAGUCAAGGCAGCCAUCUUGGAGGACAUGGUGCGACUGGGCAAGGAAGGAGGCCUCAAGUCCUUUGAGCAGGUGAAGGCCAUCUACAUCCACACCGAGCUGUUCGCAGUUGAGAAUGGCUUGCUCACUCCAACGCUAAAGGCCAAGAGGAACGAAAUGCGACAGCACUUCAGAUCUCAGAUAGAUGAGCUGUACGCUGGCAUCAAAAUGUAGGACCGCAAAGUGGAAGAACAGACACCUGCUCUACCAAAUAUGUUUUGAGAUGAAUAGGAAAGGGGAGUGCAAGCUGAAGCACAAAUAUUGCAGCAAAUGAAGAGGUCUUCUGAUAGGAUAAUUGUCAUUUUUAGUCCUCGUGGACAGUAACGUCAGAAACAACAGGAACAGGAGGUGAUGCAGCCUUUAAUGGAACUUGAAUCAGUGCAGUUAGAACAAAAUCAGGGAUCUUUGGGAUCUUAUGGCACAGAAUAUAAGAUCUAUUCUGUAAUCUAUAAUUACUAUCUAUUCUAUAAUAAGAUCUCUCAAGGUCCAGAGUAGAUUUUAUGCUUAAAAUAAAUGUUGCUGUUGAAGGAGUUUUUGCCUAAGCUAUGUACAGUACAAACCUUGUAACCAUGUGUUGUUUCUUAUCUACUGUUAUUUGCUGUUAGCUUCAGGAAAAGCAUUUUAAAGGGAAAUAUCAAAGUGCAGCUCUGUAGCACCAGACAUCUCAGGAAUUUCAUUAUCAAACAUCACACACUGUACCUCCAACACAUUCACACGCACCUUUUAGCUUUAAGGAUAAAGAGGGAAGACUCACACUACUGAAAUGGGUUCACUGGUGUUCAAUUUUGGAUCUGAAGCCAUAUUAAUUAGCAAAACAAAUUCACACACCACAAUCUCAACAUUUCAGUGAUUAGAUUUUUUGUCACAUGUCACAGUUUUAUUUUACUAUGUUUCUUGAGUUUGUUUAGUAGAAGUUGAAAUCCAAAGGAUAACAGGAUUGUUUCUGUGUGGUCACUGAAUAAUGCAUAAGCUGGGGUCCAGUUAGGGUCUCGAAAACUAGCAGAAUAAGCCAUAUCAAACAUAGUCUGAACAAAGCUAGAUGCACACAGGGAAAUCAGAAACUAAGGAACAAUCAGGGAAAUAAAUGUUUUAAUCUAUUUAUGAUGGUACCAGAGAGGGAAGAGAUGUGGAGAAAUCUGUUUUCUUAAAUUAUUAUAGCCGGGUGAAACAACAGAACCUCAAUGAAAUCCUCUUGAAUUUUUAUGGGUUUAAUUUCAUGAAAGACCUUUUGACUGUGUUCUUGUUUUUACUGUCAUGUCAGAUUUGUUUUGUAAAAUUUCAAUUAAAAUUCAUCAAAAGAU
This is a messenger RNA of Scatophagus argus, 3580 nucleotides long. RefSeq names its product long-chain-fatty-acid--CoA ligase 1-like. Gene Ontology annotation, cellular component: endoplasmic reticulum; membrane. The transcript is spliced from 21 exons. NCBI's taxonomy places the organism in Eukaryota, Metazoa, Chordata, Actinopteri, Scatophagidae. Gene Ontology annotation, biological process: very long-chain fatty acid metabolic process; long-chain fatty-acyl-CoA biosynthetic process; long-chain fatty acid metabolic process. Gene Ontology annotation, molecular function: arachidonate-CoA ligase activity. The record is from RefSeq and is a predicted model, not a curated record. Bases 30 to 2453 code for a protein of 807 amino acids.